Harmonia axyridis is the source of this 1025-nucleotide messenger RNA. RefSeq names its product ADP-ribosylation factor-like protein 16. Gene Ontology annotation, molecular function: GTPase activity; GTP binding. Bases 30 to 542 code for a protein of 170 amino acids. The transcript is spliced from 4 exons. Lineage: Eukaryota; Metazoa; Arthropoda; Insecta; Coleoptera; Coccinellidae. The record is from RefSeq and is a predicted model, not a curated record.
UCGAUAACAAAGAUAAAAUAAUAAACAAUAUGUCCAUUUUAUGUUUAGGUCCAAAAUCGUCUGGUAAAACUUUACUUCUUAAGAAACUACAAAAUGAGAACAAUGUGGACAUCACAUCAACGUCUGUGCCGACUGUAGGUACUAAUAUAUACACCAUAAAACAUAAUGAGUAUAUUAUGGAAGUACGUGAAAUAGGAGGUUCCAUGGCUCCUUUAUGGCACAAAUACUUUGGAGGAAUCUCUAUAAUUAUAUAUGUAAUAGAUGCAUCCAAUUUGUGUCAGAUCUCUGCGGCAGGAGUCCUUCUUUACACGUUUCUGGCAAACCCCGCUCUACUUUACAGUAAAAUUCUUCUAGUCUUAUCAAAAUCAGAUGCAAGUUAUCGUCAAAUGAGAAAUGAAGCUCUAUUGAUGCUCCAAAUGAAAAGAUUGGAAACAGAAAUAAACCAAAAAAUAACAAUUGUAGUUGCAAGUGCCAUAACAGGGGAAGGAAGAGAAGAAAUUCUGGAGUGGAUUAAGGAACAAUCUAUCAGACACUUUCACUGAAGAUCAUUGAAGCGUUUUAUUACUUUCAUUUGAACAACAUUAAUCUUUUUUGUCACUUUCCUCGAAAAUCAACAAUGUUUCAUGGUCUAUUGAUUAAUCAUUUUGCUAUAUAACACAUCAUUACAGUUGACUGAAAUGUAGUUCACUAAAUAUCUACCUUGCCGAAAUAAACACUAAAAUGUCUAGAAUUACCCUUAUUUGUCUAUAUAUGUGUGUAUUUAUUACUUUGGUUAAAUGUUAUCCAUUACCACAAGAUUUAGAAGGUGCAGCAACGGGUGAUGAUCAUCAUGGUAGAGUUCAAAUGAAGAUAUUCAGAGGCCCUACAGAACAUGACGGCCACCAUCAUUUUGCUCCUUGGGGUUACUGGGUUAAGCAACCCACCGAUCAUGAUCACUAGUAUCAAACCAAAGAUUUAAUUAUAUAAUAAAAUUGAUGACUGCUGAAUUUUAAAACAUCAAACAAUAAAUGAUUUUUUAUGUUAAA